AUGAAAGAAAAGACUGAAAAGAACAAAACAGAAGAGGAGGAAGAGGAGGAGGAGGAGGAAGAGGAGGCAGUGGGAGAGGUAGCUGAGGAAGAUGGGGAAGAUGAAAGCCAGGAGAAAAAAAGCAAGAAGAAAUCAAAGUCUGAGGAUUCAGAGAUUGAUGGGGAGGUGAAGAAAAAGAAGAAGAAAAAAACCAAGAGAAGAGACUAUAGCAGUGAGGAGGAAGAUGACUAUGAGCGCAAAAAGAAAAAGAAGAAAAAAGGCAAAAAAAGCAAAGACAAGAAGAAGAAGAAGGGUGACAAGUCCAAGAAAGGAAAGAUAGAUGACAAUUUUUUGGAGAUGUAUGAACAGGAGCUCCGGGACUACCAUUCAGACUCCUCCAAUGCCACGGAAGAUGAAUACAACAAAAAAAAAGAUAAUAUUUGGAACAAAAGAGCCUGUAUCAUUUACGAGGUGGUGACAGUGACAGGAGAUGUCCGGGGAGCAGGAACCGACGCCAACGUCUUUGUCACUCUCUUUGGAGAGCACGGCAUCACUCCCAAGACUCAUCUCACCAGCAAGAGCAGCACGGCCUUUGAGAGGAGCAAAACAGAUGUGUUCCGAGUGAAAACCAAUAACGUCGGACAAAUAAAGAAAAUAAGGAUUGAGCACGACAACACCGGACUGAACGCGGGGUGGUUCCUGGACCGUGUGAUUGUCACCGACAUGAACAGACCUCACCUCAGGUUUUACUUCCCCUGCAACAACUGGCUGAGCAAGGAGGAUGGGGAUGGGCUCUAUGUCAGAGACCUCAUUGGCAGCCUGAACCCCAUGGAUGUACCCAAAAUCAACAAGUACGUGGUCCGGGUUUUCACUGGUGAAGUCAGCGGCAGCGGAACAGACGCGGAUGUCUUCAUCAAUAUCUUCGGUGAGAAAGGAGACACAGGUGUGAGGAAACUGGACAACGACAAAGACAACUUUGAAAAAGGAGCGGAAGACAAGUUCACACUUGAUGCUCCGAAUCUGGGAAAAUUAAGAAAAAUUAAUAUUGGGCACAAUAACAAGGGAGGCUCUGCUGGCUGGUUCCUUGCAAAGGUGAUCAUUGAGGACAUAGGCAACAAAUGUGUGUACCAAUUCCCAGUUGGACGCUGGUUCGCUUUAGACGAAGAUGACGGGAAAAUACAGAGGGACAUUCUUGUUGGGGGCACUGAAGCCACAGGCAUUGUGUACAACGUGGCUGUAGUGACUGGAGAUAUCAGAGGAGCGGGCACCAACUCCAAGAUCCACGUGAUCCUCCAUGGCUCCAAAGGCUUGAAGAACAGUGGGAAGAUUUUCUUGGAAGGAGGUGAAUUUGAGCGUGCCAGGACGGAUCUCUUCAACGUGGAGAUAGCUGCCCUCCUCAGCCCUCUCAGCAGAGUCACCAUUGGGCAUGAUAACUGCGGCGUCAGCUCUGGCUGGUUUUGUGAGAAGGUGGUGGUUUACUGCCCGUUCACUGGGAUUGAGCAAACCUUCCCAUGUGGGAAGUGGCUGGAUGAAGAUGAAGGGGACGGUCUCAUUGAGAGGGAGCUCUAUGAAAUGGUCUCCCUGCGCCAGAAAAGGCUGAAAAAAAAUCCCUGGUCUCUGUGGAUCUGGACAAGUGACAUUAAAAAUGCAGGAACAGAUGCCACCAUCUUCUUCCAGAUUUAUGGAGACAAAGGGAAGUCAGAUGAGAUGAAGCUAGAUAACAAUUCAGACAACUUUGAAACUGGACAGACUGACAAAUUCAUGAUAGAGCUUCCUGAUCUUGGGAACUUUUAUAAGCUUCGGAUAUGGCACGAGAAAAGGAAUCCCUUUGCUGGCUGGCAUCUGAAUAAGGUAACUCUGCUGAAAACGCUGACAAAAGAAAAAUACUCAUUCAACUGCGGCCGCUGGCUAGAUAUAAAUGAAGAGGACAAUGAGAUCGUGCGGGAGCUCCCUGCUGAGGGAUCUCUGGUGACUGAAGUCAUGCCAGUGAUCAAGUAUCGCGUGACGGUGUGCACGGGCACGGUGAGUGGCAGUGGCACAGAUGCCAAUGUCUUCGUCUGCCUCAUUGGGGACCAGGGGGACACGGGCGAGCGCGUCCUCUACAACUGCAUCAACACCGUCAAUAAGUUUGAAAAAGGCAACAGUGCAGGGGGGUGGAAAUGGACUGAAAUGAAGACAGAGCUUAUUCCCUGGAAAGCUGGAGAUAAUGAAGAAGUCGAACAGUCGUUAAAGCCCUUGCAGCACUGGCAGUAUCAGCAAGCAAAUAGUUUGCUGAUCUGAUCUGUAGGGUCAAGCUACUUAAUAUGUAUCCAAUUUUGGAUCUCUAGGGUCCAACUUAGACUGGUAAAUUGUAAUCAAUAUCUCCAGAAGGAGAUUUUGAGAAUCUGAUCACAGCACUCUGAAGGUUUCCCAUCUCUCAUGUCAUUAUUUGAUUGAAGGUUCAGAGUGGAAAGAAAAUGAAGAUAAAAGGAGGUCACGUUUUCAAAAUAGACCAUUGAAUUUAGGCUUCUGAAAUAUGCAUUAGCACUUCAAAUUUGCCUUUCAGUGUCCAGAGUUUCCAAUUCUUCACUGAAAUCACUGAGUUCUCGUGGACUUUAAAAGAACUUGCAUCAAGUAUUUCUUGUGCUUUUAAGAUCUGUCUGUGGAAAUGUGGUAAUUACAUAGUGUGAGAGUCCAUUCUGCUUCUAAAUUAUAUAUAAGUUUGCAUAAAGGGACUUUGCAAACAUCUUUUUUUUGCAUUGACAUUAUAUAUAUUUUAGCUAUAAAAGGUAGAUCCAAGCUGUAAAGGAUGGCAUUUUGUCAUUUGAUGAAGCCUUUAUUUGUCAAAAUGGUAGCAAAAUGAGUUGUGUUUUGGUGCUGAAGACUUUUUCAGUGCAGUUCCAAAGAAAGAUGCUUGGUUUGCAGAGAAUAAAAAUAUUUUAAACACUUGGAGAUAAUGGCUAUUUUAUGGGAUGUUCCAUCCUUGUCCAAGUCCACGUUGGAUGAGACUUAGAUCCACUUGGUCUAGUGGAAAGUCCCUUUAAGGUCCCUUCCAACCCAAAUCAUUCUAGGGUUCUGUGAUCAUUCUAUGAUAUUUAAUCACAAAAAUAAGUUGUAGGCUAACUUGCAUGGAGGAUAAAAAGGGAAAAAUAAUUUUGGCAAUCAGUUGGAGUGAUUAAUAGUGUGCAGAUGACAUAAACCAAACUGGAGACUUUUAGAGGAAAACUGCUCUCCUGGCACGAGGAGCUGAAAGCUGGUGAAUGAAUGGGAAGUUGUUUAAGAAUUGAUCCUGACAAACUUAGAGCUCAUAUAUUCAAGAAGCUGAAUGAGUAUAUCUACACUGAUUAACUCAGAUACCCUGUUAAAAAGAAAUGUUGCUAAGUCAGUACGGUCUCUAAUCUACAGCCACUUAAACCAAUAGAACCUUGAUUACCAAUUUGGCUUAAAAAGUUUGCCUGCAGAUGCAAACUAACAGCCUGUGUAGAAAGUAAGAUUUAAAGAUGCCUCUAAAUUAAGUGUUUGCCCUGUUGUGGUUCCAGUUAGUUACUUACUCAUUAAUUUAUAUCAGCCAUUAAUAAGUAAGGUGAGCAUCAGGACUAAUGAAUUAAAUUAUAUUGACUUGGACUGAGUCAGUGAGGUUUUGAUGCCCUAAAUCCCCAAUUCAGCACUUUUGAGUAUGUAAGUAGCAUUGACUUAUGUAAGCCCAUCACUAACACUUUAAGCAGUGGCAAAAUGCUUAGCUGUCCUCAUUCUAAAGGUGACUUUGGAGUCCUGAAUGAUGACAUAAUUGUUAUCAUUUUAAUAAAUUUUCGUAUUUGCGUAAAUACUGCCCUGCCACCGUGUUUCCUGGGAGCUAGCUGGAUAUAUGCUACCACCACGAGUGCUUUUGGGACAUGAAGAACAACCAAAAGACACUGGUUUUCCAUCUCUUACCUAAGCAAGGCAUCCCAUCCAGAUGGCCACUGCAGCAGGCACGUCUCCUUGUUGGGCUACGCACUGCAGCUAUGCUGUGUGUUUACAGCCAGGAUUUACCAUGCUUGUGCCAUGUGUGUGCAUCUGUACACGGGCCACAGAUACUUUUGCCUGGUCUGGUUCCCAGAAGAAUAUCCUGCUCUUUUAAUGCAUUUCUCUUCUCUUCUCUUAUCCAUCAGGGAUUGUUGGUGCCAGUCAGCUCUUGAGUAACAGAGCUCUGAUCUUAGGG
Passer domesticus (house sparrow) is the source of this 4159-nucleotide messenger RNA. RefSeq names its product lipoxygenase homology domain-containing protein 1-like. Gene Ontology annotation, molecular function: protein binding. Bases 1 to 2259 code for a protein of 752 amino acids. The transcript has 15 exons. NCBI's taxonomy places the organism in Eukaryota, Metazoa, Chordata, Aves, Passeriformes, Passeridae. The record is from RefSeq and is a predicted model, not a curated record. Gene Ontology annotation, biological process: sensory perception of sound. Gene Ontology annotation, cellular component: stereocilium.